Molecule: messenger RNA, 1297 nt
Organism: Triticum dicoccoides
Lineage: Eukaryota; Viridiplantae; Streptophyta; Magnoliopsida; Poales; Poaceae
Exons: 8
Coding region: 228-1046 (272 amino acids)
Biological process (GO): protein ubiquitination
Cellular component (GO): membrane
Molecular function (GO): ubiquitin-protein transferase activity; zinc ion binding
Source: RefSeq, a predicted model, not a curated record
ACCAGCUUCCUUCUCUUGACUCUUUCUUCCCUUUCCUCGCGAACCAGCAAAACCAAGAGAGCGAAAUCGCGUGUUGAUUAGACGACCAGACCGAAGCCAACGAAUUGGACAUCGAGAGGAGGAGGACGUCUCUAGACUCAGCCCACCGGACCAAGAGAGGAGAACGGUCAUCCUCGACGACGCCGCCGCCGCCGGCAAGGAGUUCGAUUUGUUGAGGGGAGUUUUGGAUGGGGGACCAUGUGGUGGUGAAUGUGGACGGUUUUGCGAACACCAAGGAUGAUGGCGUUGCUGAGAAGCCAUCUGAGGCUGUGUCGGUGGCUGUUGUUGAUAUGGCGGAGGAUGGUGGCGAGGAUGAGCCACUCAUCCAGGCUGCAGAGUGCCGCAUAUGCCAGGAAGAGGACAGUAUCAAGAAUCUCGAGAAGCCGUGUACGUGCAACGGCAGUCUGAAGUAUGCUCAUAGAGCGUGUGUGCAACGCUGGUGCAAUGAGAAAGGAGACAUUACAUGUGAAAUUUGCCAUGAGCAAUAUAAGCCUGGGUACACAGCACCACCACGUGUUCAACCAGAUGAGACCAGCAUAGAUAUAAGUGGGGAUUGGACCAUUACAGGAGCUCCUCUGGAUAUGCGCGACCCAAGAAUUCUUGCUGUAGCAGCUGCACAGCGUCGUCUUCUUGAAGCAGAGUACGACGAAUAUGGUGGUACUGAUGCUAAUGGUGCUGCAUUCUGUCGUUCUGCUGCACUCAUUCUAAUGGCCCUGUUGCUUCUAAGGCAUGCAUUGUCGAUCUCGGACAAUGAAGGAGAUGAUGACUCUUCUACCAUGUUCUCUCUUUUUCUUCUCCGAGCUGCUGGAUUUCUGCUGCCAUGCUAUAUAAUGGCAUGGAUCUUCAGCAUUUUGCAUCGCCGGCGACAAAGGGAGGAAGCGGCCUCAAUUGCCACGGCAGAGGUAGCAUUCAUCCUGCAAUCAGCCCAGGGCCGUGCCCUUCAGUUUACCAUCGCUCCAGACUCCCCAACCACCCCACAGCAUGAGCCACAGCAGCAGCAGCAAUAGCUAAACGACCCAGUAGUUCCACAAGUACUGGCACAAUGCGUGCUUGAAGAUGUAGGUCUGGGUGCAUAUUUUGUUGUUGGUGCUGGCUCCUCAGGAAUGCUAGGAAGCCUUCCUGUGGCCAGGUAAAAACCUCGUGUGGUGUCAGAGUUUUAUUUGUCUCGAGCAAUGUGACUAAACCUGUGUGUCUGAAUGUAAUUUAAGCAUUAUUUAAUGUAAAUUUAACAUCUAUUACCUUUACUAUUUUGGUGCAA